Podarcis lilfordi (Lilford's wall lizard) is the source of this 929-nucleotide messenger RNA. Lineage: Eukaryota; Metazoa; Chordata; Lepidosauria; Squamata; Lacertidae. The record is from the annotation of a GenBank genome assembly.
AUGGUGAGGAACUUGAGUGCAGCCUACCAGAGGGAUUUGGGGAAUUGCAGUUUAUGGAGUGGGCAAAUGGAAAAUUAUUCGGCGGUGGAAAUGGCUCGUAAUUAGGACUGUGGUGCCUGUGUGCGAGGGGUGGGAAGGCGUAUUUGAUUUUGCAAAAGCAACUGUUAAACAAUGCACUGAUUUUGUUUGUGCCAUAAAGGGUCCUUCAUCAGCUGCAGACCCCAGGUUCUGUUUGCUUUUAAAAUGUGACCGUUUGAUUACCUACAGCAAAUAUUAAGCUCAUGUAGUCCUUGUUUAGACUGAUUACAUUAUUCUAAAUAUGGAAGUUGGAUUCUUGUCUUUUACAACUCCCAACUUCUGCCGAGGGAUUUAAGCGAUGACGAGCGAAGUCUUGUAGGACCUUCUACAAUAUGCAGGUGUAGGAGUUCUACAAAGCAGUGUUGCCAUUCUUUUUCCUUUCCCUCAUUUAAACCUGUGGUUGCAGAAUCUCUGUUGCCCCCUUAUUAUUUUUUUAGCUUCCUUUUUUCAACUUCGUUCUCUUCCUUCUGCUCCUCACACCCCCCAGUGGUCAAGAGGGUGCAAUCCCGUAACACUUUUCCUAUGGCACUAAUUCGUUCUCCAUCUCGACCCCGCAGAUGAGUUCUUGGCUGCAGCAAUGCUAUGGCGAACUCCGGUUCUUUGGAGCGCCCGGUGACCAACACAAUACUGUCAACAGUCGCAAGUUGCCAACUCAACGGGACUCACGGGGAAUGGCCUCCUCUUGCCUUGAAGGCUCUGAUGGAUCUUCUGUGCAGUGCCUGGGGAAAUGCAGGCACCCAUCGCCGCUUACUUGCAAGAGUAUCACGAGGAGCCUUUGCCCGGGGAAGGUCCUGUCCCUGGGUACCCGUGGGCAUCAGGCAUGGCUCAGCAGUGGAGCUAGGAGCAACUAG